This is a messenger RNA of Pelodiscus sinensis (Chinese soft-shelled turtle), 3942 nucleotides long. The record is from RefSeq and is a predicted model, not a curated record. NCBI's taxonomy places the organism in Eukaryota, Metazoa, Chordata, Testudines, Trionychidae.
AGAACAAACCUACAGUCCCUAUCUUGUACGUAACCCGGGGACUGCCUGUAUUUGAUCUGUACAAAACACAGACAUGGCUCCCCUGGCCCCAGGAAAAAACAUCCCAAAAGGCAAAAAUCAGGUAAACAUCUUAAUAGUCUGAGCAAGGCAUCUUGGAGCUACUUUUAUAAACUGAGCUAAGGAUGGUGGCACUGAUAUUAGUUUUAAGGCUCCACAGAACAGGUGAUUUUUGGGGGGUGGGGGUAUAGGAAUGAAGUGACCAUGGAUUCUUGGUGUUCUGUGACACGGAGAACAUUCCAAACACAGGAUAUGGUUGGAAGAAGACACAAACCAGAGUAGUAGUGGGGGAAGAGGUGAGGCUGGCAAGUUAAGUUACAUGGUUUAAGGGUAACUUAAACAAAAAUACCACCUUAAGCCUUAUGGGUAGGCUGUGUGUCUGGACACGGAUACUCUAUGCAGUUUGGGAUCUCUGAUGACCGCCAUGGGCCUGAGAUUACAGGCAGAGGAUGUGACAAGCAGAACAUGCCAAGAGGCUUCUUUUUGGAAUGGAUGUCAUGGUAAGAUUAACUACAUGGGAAAUGUUUCUGGUUUUUUAAAUAUGAAAAGCUUUUUGGAACCAAAGAUUGACUUUUCGUACACUUCCGCAGGGUUUCUUGUGCCUGGCCUUCUUUUUUGAUCUGGACAUGCAAAAUGCUUCAUCUUUCUGUGUAACAUACUUUUUUCCUUGAGGAAACUUUCCAUUGAAAUAUGCAGUGUUGUAAGGCAAGUGUCUGAAGUUUGCAUUUACUGAAAUGUCACUAUAGUCAAACAUUUUUAUUUUUAACUUGAGGUAAAUCGGUAUUGAAUCAGGAGAUGUCUAGCAGUUCUUAACAUAACCUUUGAAUUCUGCAAGAGAUACUUCAUGAAGGAAGGACUCUUGAUAAAGUUCUAACCACAUUUCCAUUUUGAAAUGCAUUUAUCACUCAUUACGUUUUUUAUUUUAGAUUGUUGCCACUCUGGAGCAGCAGCAGAUUUUGGGGCCCUUCAAGUCCACUCCCAUUGUGGGAGGAAUCAGUGCUAUGGAGUCUGGUUGGGAUUGUUUGGAAUUGUUUGUACUUCAUGCACUGUUUUAUGGCCAGAGAUGGUCACAAAGAGCACAGUCCUGAGGAGGAUGAUAGGAAGAUAAGACGGAGAGAAAAAAACAGAGUCGCUGCCCAGAGAAGCCGAAAGAAACAAACGCAGAAAGCAGACAAACUGCAUGAGGAAUAUGAGUGCCUUGAACAAGAAAAUACCUCCCUGAAAAGAGAGAUUGGGAAGCUAACAGAUGAGAUGAAACAUUUGAGCGAUGUGUUGAAGGAUCAUGAAAAGAUCUGUCCUUUAUUGCACUGCUCCAUGAACUUUGUGACCAUACCCAGGCCUGAUGCCCUCACCAGCUGCCUGCCAAGAUGAGAGUUCCUCCUUAUUGCCUUUAAAUGCUGGUUAUUAUUGAACAUAAGUGGGAGAAAUGUAAAGAUCCAUCUUCUUUUUCUCACCACAAUGUAGGUAUAUCCUUCCUCUUGCAGAGGGAUGAAAUUAUCUAAUUGGCCUUUACGUCUCUGUCUUCUGAAUAUUAUGAAAAGGUCAGUGUGGGGAGAAUAAGAUUGAGUUGCAAUUUAUUUUCUAGAACCUAUAAUAUCUUGUUUCUUAUUCAUAAAUGGCAAAAUAUGAUACAAUCUGCUUUUACAGGAUGGAAACUGGAGAAAAAUACUCUGGGCUAGGAUAUGAUUUUCCCCAUACUCUGCUGACUAUUAUUUCUGAAUUGUUAGGUUGUCAUCCAUAUAUCUUACAUAAAAUAUCCUGGCUGCUCAUUUUUUGUUUACAUGGGGGUUUGUCUAAUAAAAUCAAUGCAUUUUCUUUAUCUUUAUGGUGUCCCCACCUUUUUCGAUAUCCAAUGCCUUUUGAACAUCUUUACAUUUGCUCAUUUGUCAAAUCCAAAGUCUAAUGCUAAUCUCCCUGCUUUCCAUGUGUCUUAUUAUUUGCUUAUCACUAGCUUCCCAGGAUGUUUGAAAAGUUUUAUUGGUUUCCCUUCUAAAGCUUGUAUAACAACUGAGUGUAGAUCAUCUUCACUUCCCUAAUCACCAGCACUCAAACCAUUAAUCCUCAAAGAAUUUUAUUCCCAUUCUUGUAUAAAGUGUGUCCACUUUCCAUGGAAUAAAUGCAGAACAGGCAGUUUGGGGUUCACAUUCAUCCAAAGAGCAAAGCCAUUGUAUCCAGUAGAAUUAUACAAGGGGGAAUUCCCUUUGUUUUUUAUUGUUUUGUGGUUGAUUUGUAUGUUUUGUAAUUUAUUAAUUGUCCUUUCCCCAUUAUCCAUUGCACAUGUAGGACUAGAUUCACCUGGGAGACUUAGGUGCCUACCUGCUAGAAUGUGGGAGACCUAGGUUCAAAUCACUGCUGUACUGCCUCCUGUCUCCACAGGGGAAUUGGUGGCAUGGUAGGUAGAUAAAAGAUUGGCUACAGGUUGGAGAUUUGCCUGACUUUUCAGCUGCUAAACAACCAGCUGGCUGCAAUGUGAGCCUCCAUCCAGCAGGGGAACCCUUGCACAGUCUGACCAGAAGUUACAGGUAUCUAGGACAGGGAACUGCGUGGGAAGGGGUUGGCUUCUGAGGAGUAAGAGGUCUCCUGGAGCUGAGCUGCCUGGGACCCAGGUUUUCUCGGGUGUGACCUCCUCUGGGAAGAUUUUUCAAGUAAGAGACAACGUCCAGGAUGGUUUGUUGUGGAGCAGGUGUGGUCCCUCCCUGGCAUCUGCAGAUGCUACAUCCUGCUCGCCCUGGCCUGGCCUGCCAGGUAAAUGGAGCUGCCAAGAUACCAGCCCCACCAUAGGGCCUCAGCCUGUCUGACAGGGACAGGCUCUUGUUCCCUGCCCUGGAGAGUGGGAGAAGCCUACAGAGAGAUGCUAUCUGACAGGCUGGUGCUGCAUCUUGAGCCUAGGCCAGCUGCCCUGCCACAUGUCCCUCUCCCCCAGCACACACAGCUCUCCAAUACCCUCCAAAUAUCACCUCCCAGCACAUAUGUACUCCGCCCCCCCAGAUUCUCCUUUGGCACCUACAUAUACCCCCCUCUUAAUACACAUACACUCCUCCAGUACCUCCAAAUAUUCUUUCCAGCAUCUUCAAAUACCCCCUCCAAAUAUAUGUACACUCCUCCAUUACCUGCCAAAUCCCCCCUCCAGUUUCCUCUUCUCCUCCAUAACCCUCCAACAGCGUUCUCUGUUUGGGAACUUGAAAUAUGGUAACCCUCUGCCAAGGUAAAGCCCUCACCCUGGCUUUCCAAUAACACUAGCCUAUGUUCGUUCAGCAAUCAUCCAAAUACAAAUGAGCAGGAACUCUGAUUUUAAAAGCCAAGUCAAAGAGUCAGGCCAUGGUUCUCUCUGUGACACACACCAAAAUAGACCAAGCUAUAUCAUAUCAAAUUGUUUCUGCUCAUAUGAAUUACAAUGAAGUAGUAAUGGCUGCUUCAUUGUCACUAUUUGCUACUCUUGUCCAAAAGUGGAGAUGUUUAUGAAGGGCAUUACAAGUGAACAUUUGAGUCUUCCUUUGGCAUUUAUUUUAGUAUGGAAUUCAGAGACAGAAUAAUAGACUCCUGAAAAUGUAAGCCUGGAAGGGAUCUCAAUAGGUCAUCCACUGUAAUCCAUAUACUCAGGCACAGCUAAGUAUAUUUAACCAUCCCUGUCAGGUAUUUGUCCAAACUGUUCUUUAAAAUUGCCAGUGGUGGGGAUUCCACCACUUCCUUGGAACUAUUAUAUUCAUUAUCUAGAAAAGCAAAAAGCACAGUAAGUGAUAGACCAAGUGGGCUCUUUUUCCAGCUCAAGCAACGAGGAGUCCUGUGGUACCUUAUUUUUCCAGCUCAGUUACCAAAGUUUGUAUGAUAUUGUUGACCUUGAUGUUAAGACAUCAUCCUCAUAUUUAAUAAUAAAAUGGCAUUUUA